AUGUGCACACAGGAGUGCCUUGUCCUGGGACAUUCAGAUAACUGCUGGAUGCCCCCCACAUUAGGAACAUACCAGCAGCCAAAGUCCCCCAUGUCCAGCUUUGGAUCUCAGCAGGAGUGGGGUCCAAAGGACAAACUCCUUAAUGGACACACCUUGUCCAGAACCUGGAAAAACGAGAGCGGACGCAUAGAGCACUUUGGUGACAGGAAGCAGUUUGGGAGUGGAGAAGGACACUUUGGCAGUGGCAUGGCUGAUAUUCCGCUGGUCAGCCUGAAGUCCUGCCAGUCGGCCUCAUGUCCGGACAGCCCAAAGGAUCAGCCGUUAUAA
Messenger RNA from Menidia menidia (Atlantic silverside), 327 nucleotides. NCBI's taxonomy places the organism in Eukaryota, Metazoa, Chordata, Actinopteri, Atheriniformes, Atherinopsidae. The record is from the annotation of a GenBank genome assembly.